AUGGGAUUCCUCAAAAUUGGAACUCCAUUAAGUUGGGAGGAAGUGCAAAAAGUAAAAUCGCUAAUCAGGUUAUAUGGCAUACUCCAGUUUGUUCAUACGUACAAAUGUAACAAAGAUCGAGUGGAUGAAAAUAUCAUGUUUGGAGACGAAAUAGAAUACAUCGUUAUUCGAAAUGAUGAAAAUUUUAAAGAAUCUGCUGCUCUCUUAUGUGCAACAGAUUUAAUUGAUGAAAUGAUGAACUUAGAAAGUGUCACCUAUUGUCAGUAUGGAUCACAUUGGACUCCUGAAUAUUCCUCUUUCACCAUUGAGGGCACACCCUCUGUUCCUUUCAAAUUUGAUAUAAAUUCAUCACCCUUUGUUGAAGAUUGCAUGCGCAUAAGGAGAAUCAAACUCAACAAUGUUCUCAGUGCCAUUAUGGGAGAAGUGCGGGCCAUCACUUUGCCUUGCUUCCCAAACGCUCUCCUAGAAAAUAGCCUACUUAUGGCCAAAAGGAUCACCCAAGAAACGGGCAAGAGGAAGGGUGACAGGGGGAAAGGUGCUAUGGGUUCAGGUGGGGACACCUUGGAGACGCCAGCAAUCGAACAUGUGAAGCAAAAACAAGCGGAAAAGGGACAGGGAGAGAUGGUCAGACAGGUCAUCACGGAGGGAGAGUAUAAAAUCACGCUCAACGAUAGCACGCAGACGUAUGCGGACGAGGGGAAGUCUACCCAGUUUGUAAACUCGGAUGUGGUUGCCCAAAGGAAUGACGACUCGUUAAUGCAGGAAAUGUGCGGGGAUGAAGUUGGCGGCGCGGACCAGGCGGACCAAGCGGACCAAGCGGACCAGGCGGACCAGGCGGACCAGGCGGGCCACUCGAAUGAAUCGAAUGAAUCAAAGCAGGCCAACCAGGCGAGCACGCCGAACCAACCCAUCUUCAUCAACGAGGCCAAGGAAAACCUCCUCUUCGAAUGCGACCUGUUCAAACCUGAACAGACAAAGAACUACAGCAACAGCUGCCUCAUCACCGACAUGGUGAUCAGUCCGCACGCCAGGUACGUCACUCUAACUAAGAACAUAAGAAAACGAAGAGGGACCAAAAUCAUUUCAUUUAACGAGAUAUACAAAGAUGAGAACACAGAGAAGCUGCCCAGGUGGGAACACUCGCUGGACAAAACGGACAGGAGACUUUUCAAGAAAAUAAAAAAAAAGUACGUCCUCGAUGAGCACUUGAUUUGGAACAAAUCUAUGACGAAUAAGAAGAGAGUAGAACCCAUCGGUUUGGAUUUUCCUCCAAGUGGAGCAGAAGCGGCAUCGCCAGCAGUGGUAGAAGCGUCAGAGAAUCCCAGCGCAGAGGAUGCUCUCCCCGCGCCAGACAACCUAAUCGAUGAAGUGAUAAAAAAUAGCUUGUUUAGCAACUUGGACGACGAGAAGGACCACAUCUACGUUUACGAUCGGAAGUUUAUCCAGGAGUACUCGGAGAAAUGCAAGAAUCCAAUUAAAAAUUAUGUUUACCUAGAUGCAAUGUUCUUCGGAAUGAGCAUGUGUUGUCAGCAAGUGACUAUGUCCUUUCCAACUAUAGAUGACGCGAAGUAUUUAUAUGACCAGCUAGCUGUUAUCGCCCCCUUGUUCUUAGCCCUAACGGCAUCAACCCCGUAUUUAGGAGGAUUUCUCACAGAGACGGACACUCGAUGGAGAGUCAUAUCAAACAGUGUCGACUGUAGAACAGAAGAAGAACUAGCAUACAUUUCGAAGCCAAGAUAUUCAGGCAUAUCUUUGUACAUUUCUAAUGAGUUGCCACUUAGGAAGAACUACCAUUUCUAUAACGACAUAGAUGUGGUGUUAGAUAAAAAUGUGUAUGAUAAAUUGGUGAAAGAAAAUGUGGAUGAUUUUUUAGCUAGACAUGUUGCUUCUCUCUUCGUUAGGGACCCCAUCGUAGUUUUUGAGGGUUCGUACAGUGAAAGGGAUAUACAGUCAGUUGAGGAGAGGAUGAAGGGCGAGAUGGGUUCCGAAAUGGGAAACCAGAACCCCAUCAACAGCGUGUACCUAAGCGAUGACUUCAACUUUUUGGAGGACUACGAAGAGACGGUGUUGUCCUCCCAUCAGCAUUUUGAGAACUUCCAAAGUACCAAUUGGAACAGCGUGAGGUUUAAGCCACCACCCAUCCUGAGCAACCAUUGCAAUGGAACAAGUUCCAUAGGAUGGAGAGUAGAAUUUCGCACACCAGAUAUUCAGAUCACCGAUUUUGAAAACGCAUCAGUUGUUACGCUCAUCAUGGUAUUGUCCAAAUUUAUCCUAAAGGAGAAGUUGAACUUAUACAUUCCGAUGUCAAUGUUGGAGGAAAAUCUUUUCCGUUCCGGUAACAGAGAUGCCAUUUUCAAGGAGAAAUUUUAUUUCAGGAGAGAUUUAACAUAUGAUACGGAGGAUAAUGAAGUGGAGGAAAAGACUUUAUAUGAUAUUUUUUUUAACAACCACAAUGGUAUUUUUUUCCUUUGCUCCAAGUAUAUUGAGGAGCAGUUCCGAGAGGGGUUACUCUCCCAUGCAGCUAAGAACAAAAUAGACGAGUACAUUGAAUUUGUGAAGCUGAGAUGUGCUGGAAAAAUCUGCACAGGUGCUGCGUAUUUGAGAAACUUUAUUGUGAAUCACCCAGCGUAUGAAAAGGAUUCCUACAUCAAUAGCAGAAUUAAUUAUGAUAUUUGCAAGCUGAUAGCAGAUAUAGGGAAGGGGCUUAUCAUACCUCAGGAACUGCUGGGCGUGUUUGUGGACCCUUACAAGGAAAGAAUUAAAAGUGAUUUGAGGCAAAUUAACGAAAGCCAGUAUGUGAAGAGUUUGGCCUAUAAGUUCAUCUCCGGGGAAGACUACACGCAGUACCUGUUGUUGAGCGAGGCUAUUAAGGAUGAUCAGGAUUACUACACCGGUACGAGGCGAACCAACUACGAGGAGUCGUCCAUGGAUAAUAACACGCUGGAGUUUGGGAAGAAGCUCUACCAGCUGAGUGCCUAG
Molecule: messenger RNA, 2979 nt
Organism: Plasmodium cynomolgi strain B
Lineage: Eukaryota; Apicomplexa; Aconoidasida; Haemosporida; Plasmodiidae
Product: gamma-glutamylcysteine synthetase
Exons: 2
Coding region: 1-2979 (992 amino acids)
Biological process (GO): glutathione biosynthetic process
Molecular function (GO): glutamate-cysteine ligase activity
Source: RefSeq, a predicted model, not a curated record